This is a messenger RNA of Trichobilharzia regenti, 806 nucleotides long. Lineage: Eukaryota; Metazoa; Platyhelminthes; Trematoda; Strigeidida; Schistosomatidae. The record is from the annotation of a GenBank genome assembly.
AUGGAUAUUUCGAGAUUGAGAGCAUCACCUCACUUUGACUGGAUGAACGGCACAUGUUUAUAUGAUCACAGCUUCUCAGAUGAGGAUAUUAAAAAAAUACGUGAUCUGAAUACCUACUGGACUAAUCCAACUCUUGAUAUCUCCGCAAGCUACUGGGUUUACUUUAAUUAUGGAGCUUGUACAGUUAUGGAUAAAUCUGGACCCAGUCUAAUUCUCUACUUCAAUCGUGGUAUUAAUCUCUACAAACAACUCAUGACUCCAAAUAACGUCAAAAAUCUCAAUAACAUAUUAAAGAAGAAGGUUCACUCAACUGCAAAAGUGGAAGACAAGCUGUUGAAAAAAUUCGGUGUACAACCCAAGCUGAUAUGUGCACAAAGUGAGGCCGGGAGUGUUUACUUACACGAAUUAGUAUUCUGUUUCAAUGAAGCUUCAUCACUCAUCAAUUGUCCAACAGAAUACGCUAGCCAACUAGAAGAAUUUAAUCCAGAUGAUUAUGUGGAAGAUGAGGAAUUACUUAGAGGGGAAAUUCAGUCUCAAAUCUUGUGCCCAGCAAAAUUCGUCAUUCCUGAUUACAAGAUACUUGGAGACGCCAAAGAUCCUAGUCAUGAUAAUGAUAAUGAUGAUGAUGAUGACGAUUAUUAUUAUGAUGAUGAGGAUGAAGAUGGUGAGAAUGGAGAUGGUGAGGACGAAGAUGAUCAUUAUUAGGUGUAGUAUUGAACUUUUCUGGCACCAGUAAGAUGGGAAUCAUAUUCAUGAUGAUAAUGUCUCACUCACUUUUCAUUUGUUGCACUCACUUCUUGUAAUGC